Molecule: messenger RNA, 2020 nt
Organism: Dipodomys ordii (Ord's kangaroo rat)
Lineage: Eukaryota; Metazoa; Chordata; Mammalia; Rodentia; Heteromyidae
Gene: Tgm3
Product: transglutaminase 3
Exons: 12
Coding region: 1-2016 (671 amino acids)
Biological process (GO): peptide cross-linking
Molecular function (GO): protein-glutamine gamma-glutamyltransferase activity
Source: RefSeq, a predicted model, not a curated record
AUGUUCUCCAGCAGGGAGCUUCUUGUACGAAGAGGUCAACCCUUCGAGAUCUUACUAUACUGUAACCGAAGUCUUCAGUCUGGAGAAAGUAUGGAUUUCAUAGUUUCCACAGGGCCUAACCCAUCAGAGUCUGCCAGGACAAAGGCUAUAUUCCCACUUUCCAAUGAGACAAGCAGAGGUGGCUGGAACGCCGUGCUCAAGGACAACAAUAACAACGUCCUGGCCAUCACCAUCACCAGUCCUGUCAGUGCGCCCAUAGGCUGGUACACGCUGAGCCUUCAGAUCUCCUCCAAUGGCAGGGCCGCCUCUCUGAAACUUGGGAUGUUCAUAUUGCUCUUUAACCCCUGGAUGCAAGCUGAUGAUGUAUUUAUGAGUAACCACGCUGAGAGACAAGAGUAUGUGGAGGAAGAUUCUGGCAUCAUCUACGUGGGCAGCACAAAUCGAAUUGGCAUGGUUGGCUGGAACUUUGGUCAGUAUGAAGAAGAUAUUCUGAGCAUCAGCCUUUCCAUCUUGGAUAAAAGUCUGAAUUUCCGCCGUGACCCUGCUACGGAUGUGGCCCGCAGAAACGACCCCAAAUAUGUUGGCCGGGUGCUGAGUGCCAUGGUCAAUAGCAAUGAUGACAACGGUGUGUUGGCUGGGAACUGGAGUGGCAGUUACACAGGUGGCCGGGACCCAAGAAACUGGAAUGGCAGCGUGGAGAUUCUCAAGGAAUGGAAAAAAAGUGGCUUCAGGCCAGUCCGAUAUGGCCAGUGCUGGGUCUUCGCCGGAACCCUCAAUACAGUGCUGCGGGCAUUGGGGAUUCCCUCCCGCGUGAUCACCAACUUCAACUCAGCUCAUGACACGGACAGAAACCUCAGCGUGGAUGUGUACUAUGACGCCAUGGGAAACCCCCUGGAUAAGGGCAGUGAUAGCGUAUGGAAUUUCCAUGUCUGGAAUGAAGGCUGGUUUGUGAGGACUGACUUGGGCCCCUCGUACAAUGGGUGGCAGGUAUUGGACGCGACGCCACAGGAGAGGAGCCAAGGAGUGUUCCAGUGCGGCCCUGCUUCCGUGAAUGCAGUCCGAGAAGGGGAUGUGGACCUGAAUUACGACAUGAUCUUCAUUUUUGGGGAGGUAAACGCGGACAGGAGCACCUGGAUCCUUGAUGUCAGAACCGGCAACCAGAAACAGAACACCCUGGACACUGUGUCCAUCGGGAAGUACAUCAGCACCAAGGCGGUGGGCAGCAACUCUCGCAUGGAUGUCACGGACAAGUACAAGUACCCAGAAGGUUCCAGUGAGGAAAGGCGAGUGCACCAAAAAGCUUUGAGCAAACUUAAACCCAACGCAUCGUUUGGUGCUACAUCUGCAAGAGAUUUGGCCGGGGAGGAAGGAGAACCCAGCAUCUCUGGGAGGUUCAAGGUCAUGGGUGUACUGGCAGUGGGCAAAGAGGUCAGCCUAGCCCUGCUGCUCAAAAACUUGACCCGGGACAGGAAGACAGUGUCCGUGAACAUGACAGCCUGGACCAUCGUCUACAAUGGCACACUUGUGCAUGAGGUGUGGAAGGACUCCGCCACAAUAUCCCUGGACCCUGAGGAAGAAGUCCAGCACCCAGUGAAGAUCGCAUAUGCCCAGUAUGACAAGUAUCUGAAGUCAGACAACAUGAUCCGGACCACAGCCGUGUGCAAGGUGUCUAAUGAGGCUGAGGUGGUGGUGGAGCGGGUGGUCAUCCUGGACAACCCCACCCUGACCCUGGAGGUUCUGGACCAGGCUCAAGUGCAGAAGCCUGUGAACGUGCAGAUGCUCUUCUCCAACCCCCUGGAUGAGCCGGUGAAGGACUGUGUGCUGAUGGUGGAGGGCAGCGGCCUGCUCCGGGGCAACCUCAAGAUCGAAGUGCCAGCCCUACGCCCCAAGGAGAAGUCUCGGGUCCGUUUUGAGAUCCUGCCCACCCGGAGUGGCACCAAGCAACUGCUCGCUGACUUCUCCUGCAACAAGUUCCCCGCAAUCAAAGCCAUGCUGUCCAUCGAUGUGGCUGAAUGAAGAG